Messenger RNA from Chironomus riparius, 2056 nucleotides. NCBI's taxonomy places the organism in Eukaryota, Metazoa, Arthropoda, Insecta, Diptera, Chironomidae. The record is from the annotation of a GenBank genome assembly.
CUGCUCCACGUUCUAGAUAUCAUAAGUUAAAGUAUAUUCAAUUGCGUGCGUGAUAAAAAUAUAUUCAAAGUAAUCGGGAAGUUAAAAAAAUGAGGAAUUUAAGUGAAAGAAAAAGAUUUUCAUAAUUUUUUUUUAAGAAUCAAAGAUUUAAGUUAAUUAAAGCAAAGCAACAAAAUUAAUAAAUUAAUCUAUAGUUGGAUGGUGCAAUUAAAGUUUAAAAAAGUCAAAUGACAAAAUGAUCAAAAGAUAAAAAUAGCAAGAAAAUUAAAGAUAAAGAAAAGUGUGAAAAUCGAGCAGAAAAUUGAAAGUUUCGUGAAAUUCCACGAAAAUAAUGAAAAUUAUUUUCCUAAAAUGUCAUUUUCCAUUUAUAUUUAUGGUUUUGCAAUAGCUUUAUUCAUCUUUUAUUGUGGAAAUCUGCUUCUACAUAUAUUUGGAAUUACUUACGGCAAAAUCAAAUUGCACAAGAAACCAUGUCUACUGCCACGGGAAUCACCGCUACCCUCCGUUUCGAUAUUGAAGCCAUUGAUGGGUGUCGAUCCGAAUUUAUCACCGAAUCUUGAAACAUUUUUUACUAUGCAAUAUCCAUCCUAUGAGCUAUUAUUUUGUAUAGAAGAUAAGGAAGAUCCAGCUGUGGCAGUAGUUAAUAAUUUAAUAGAUAAAUAUCCAAAAGUAAAUGCUCAUUUAUAUCUUGGUGGAUCAAAAGUUGGAGUUAAUCCUAAAAUUAAUAACUUAAAUGCUGGUUAUGUACAUGCAAAAAGUGAUUUUGUCAUGAUAUCCGAUAGUGGAAUAAGAAUGAAAGAAGAUACUCUACUCGAUAUGGUUCAACAUAUGAAAGAUGGAAUUGCCUUAGUCCAUCAAUUGCCAUUCACAUGUGAUCGUGAAGGAUUUGCUGCAACAUUCGAGAAAAUUUAUUUUGGCACAUACCAAGCACGUAUGUAUCUCACGGCUGAUCUCUUCGGUGCCAUUUGUCAUACAGGAAUGUCAUCAUUAAUUCGUCGUGAUGUAUUGGAGGAAGUUGGUGGUUUACAGGCAUUUGGCUGUUAUCUUGCAGAGGAUUUCUUCCUAGCCAAAUCAAUAAGUGAAGCGGGAUGGAAGUCCGCUGUUAGUAGUCAACCUGCAUGGCAAAAUUCAGGCAUAUGCGAUGUUACAAGCUUUCAAUUACGUCUCACGCGAUGGGCGAAAUUACGGGUCGCAAUGGUGCCGCAUUUAAUAAUUCUUGAACCGCUUAGUGAAUGUAUGGUACUAGGCUGUUUGGCAUCAUGGGCAGUAAAUGUGCUUUUUCAAUGGGAUGCCUUACCAUUCUACUUAGUACAUAUUUUAGUAUGGUUUCUAUCUGACUGGAUUAUGCUUUCAGUGGUACAGAAUGGACCAUUGCCAUUUAAUAAAUUCAAUUUUGUCGUCGGAUGGUUGUUCCGCGAGUUUACUGGACCAUACCUUUUUGCAUGUGCAUUAUUCAAUCCAGCAAUCAGAUGGCGAGAAAGGACAUUUAAACUACAUUGGGGUGGUAUAGCAUAUGAGACGAAAUCGAGGAUAAAAUCAUAGCGAAUAUUUAAUAUACACACAGUUAAUUUAAAUAAUUAAAUUAAUGUAGGGGAGGGAAAAAUUCUUACUUUGUCAUUUUAAUUAAUUUAUAACCUGUAAAAAAAAUCUUGCAUGAUCAUUUAUGUUUUCCUUUCAUCAUUUAUUUUUUAUACUGUAUUAGGUAAAAUGUCUAAAAAAAUUCUCUUAAAAUUGAAAGUUUGUUUUCGUAAUUUUUUUAUAAAAAAUGAUUUUUUGUUGAAAUUUUUUGAAAGUGGAAGCGGUAAAUUGAAAAUAAUCAGAAAAUGAUAUUAUUUUCACACACACAUACACACAAAAAGUGGUUAAAUAGAAAAGUAAAAGACAAUGGACCGUGAAACCUCUUGUUUUAAAGAGGACCAACUAGAUGAUAUAGGAGAAGUUCAUCGAAGUGUUUUUGUGAAACUUUUUCAAAAGUAAAAAAAUGGGAACAUAAAUAUUUAUUUAAAAAAAUAUUAAUUAUUAAAUUAAUAAAAAAAAACCAUUAAUUGAUAAAAAU